This is a messenger RNA of Medioppia subpectinata, 510 nucleotides long. The record is from the annotation of a GenBank genome assembly. Lineage: Eukaryota; Metazoa; Arthropoda; Arachnida; Sarcoptiformes; Oppiidae.
CUCUUCCUGUCCCUCCCGGUGCCCACACGACUCACACACACACUGCUGGUCAACGCAGUCUUCCUAAACCGAUCGCCACGAGUGGUCCAAAACGGCGUUUCCAUCGAGUCGUUGGCCACAAUCCGUGAAUUGCGGGACAAAAUUAGUCGACUUUUAAAAAUUCCCGAAAAACAGUUGGUUUUGUUACUAAUCGGUCAGGACUUUGGCCUCAAAGAGUUGGCCAAAGACACGGAUAUAGUGCAGGAGAUGCUCGAAGACAUGCAAGAUAUCUAUGCUCUGGAAACGCCUAAACCCACUGUAAGCUACACAGCGGCCAACAGCGCGGCGUCUGGCAGUCACAGCGGCGGCGAACAACAGUUGACACUCGUGUGGACCAAUCGGGUGGGGAUCGGAAAUCAGGGCCGGAUCUUCGGGUCGCCCUUCUCGACGCUGGUCUCGCGGGAGGCGUCACACAAACAAAUCCAAUUGGAUAUUCUGAACGCAAUGCGUUCACUACUCAAACACGACGUC